UCCAGCAUCAGUGACCCCUCCCGCGGACUCCGUGUUCAGCGCACGCUAGGCCUAUAGCCUUCCAUCAUCGGUUAGGCUGUAAUCUACUGUCGUGAGGGAGAGAUGGCGACGACCAAAAUACGCCUGGCGUUUAAGCUGCAGUCUGCCUGAUCCCUGAUCUCCCACAGUCCGCCAUGAGCCUGGUUCCGACCAAUGCUCGGCGAGCACGGGGAGAUGCAGCCCUGGCACGGCGCCGAUCUCCAGCCGAUGAACCAACCCCGGAUGGGCCCUGAAUGCUUCGCGUCAGCACGGCUAUCAUGUUCAAGAACACUCAGGUUGACAGUGGCUGAUGCGUCGAAUGCCGCGAGAAUGAUCCUCGUGCUGUCUGAAGCGCCCAGCCGUCGCUCUGAAGCCCGAGCCAAGACGGACCAAACUUACCAGGGGCUUUUCAGGAACCUGAGGCUGAGGGGCAGUGCAGCACGGCGCCCCAAAUAUUGGUUGACCUCGUUUCGCCAAUGCCUUUCGAUCAAUUAUCCUUCCGUCACCGCCACCGGUGGAUUCAGGCGAGGCGACAAUUACUCUUGGGAUCUCGAGCAAUGUAAAGUCAUUCCUUGGAGUCAUCUGCAUUUGUUGACAUGCGAGUUCGUUCAUUACCACAUCAUCGGCUGACACUUCUUCACCACCAAAUAUGCCUUUGAAGGUGAGACCUCACGUAAAAUUUCCAACAGUCCUCACGAAGAGGUUUCGGUGCUUAGAUUU
Colletotrichum navitas is the source of this 738-nucleotide messenger RNA. RefSeq lists its product as uncharacterized. The transcript has a single exon. Lineage: Eukaryota; Fungi; Ascomycota; Sordariomycetes; Glomerellales; Glomerellaceae. The record is from RefSeq and is a predicted model, not a curated record. The coding region runs from base 193 to 648 and encodes 151 amino acids.